Messenger RNA from Akanthomyces muscarius, 2178 nucleotides. RefSeq lists its product as uncharacterized. The record is from RefSeq and is a predicted model, not a curated record. Bases 1 to 2178 code for a protein of 725 amino acids. Gene Ontology annotation, molecular function: damaged DNA binding; single-stranded DNA binding. The transcript is spliced from 2 exons. Gene Ontology annotation, biological process: mismatch repair; nucleotide-excision repair. NCBI's taxonomy places the organism in Eukaryota, Fungi, Ascomycota, Sordariomycetes, Hypocreales, Cordycipitaceae. Gene Ontology annotation, cellular component: nucleus; XPC complex; cytoplasm.
AUGUGGGAUGAGGUCGACAGAUGGAAGGAGAAAAGCGGUCUCGUGCAGCCCACGACCGGCAAAUCCAAGGGCAAACGCAAAGGGCGCAUUGCUGCGAAAGCAAGAGACUGGGACAAGAAUGCCGAAAAACUCGAAGAAGGGGUUCCCGACAUGAGCAACGGGGAUCCUUUGUUCAGGCUCGGCCAGGCUUUGAUGUCUUGGUGGAAGCAACGAUAUCGCACCACUGCGCCAGGUCUGCGAAAAUGGGGAUAUAUGGCACUGGAACGCCUUGAUAGGCUCCACAAGGCAUAUGCAAAUGAAGAGCAAGACGCUAAUAGAUUCGGGGAAAGGCUGGAGAGUAUCGACGAUCUUCGACAAUGCGCUUCUCGAUGCGAAGGGAGCCGGGAUGUUGGCGCAUAUCUCUUUGUGGCGCUUCUCAGGGGACUGGGCCUGGAAAGUCGCUUGGUUGCAAACUUGCAGUGCCUUGGCUACUCAUGGACUAAGCUGGAAGAUGCAGAAUCCGAGCGCAAGGAUGGCGACCUGCGGCCCCCUGCAGCAGACCUUACACCCAAGAAACAGGCCAAGUCGAAAAACCAUGGCAGUGAAAAGACUAACGAUAAGAAGAAAAAGCCCAGAAAGUCAACACAGGAACAGUCUCCAAAGGAUGCCGAAUUGGAACUCGAAUACCAGGACUCCGAUGAUGAAUCUGUAGUGGAUAUGCAGGUGACGCCUGUCAAAUCGAAGAGCCCACAACAAGCCAAGAUUGACGCAGAUCUUCCAUAUGCAAACUACUGGACCGAAGUACUGUCUCCAGUAACGGGUAAUUUCCUGUCCAUCGAGCCAGUAGUAAAAGGAGUAGUUGCUACCAAUCGCGAGCUCGUGGAGUCUCUUGAGCCUCGAGGUGCCAAGGCCGACAAUGCGCGUCAAAUCAUAGCAUAUGUGGUUGCUUACUCUCCUGAUGGUACAGCCAAGGAUGUGACCGUCAGGUAUCUGAAGCGACACAUUUUCCCAGGACGCACCAAGGGCACAAGAUAUCCGAUUGAGAAAGUCCCUAUUUACAACAAGCAUGGGAAGGUCCGUAAACAUGAACACUACGACUGGUUCAAGUCAGCCAUGACAGGUUACAGGCGCGGUGACAAGAAGCGGCCUAUCACCGAUCUGGACGAGCUCGAGGACGAUACGGAUUUGAAACCGGCUAAGCCGGAGAUAAAACCCGUACAUGAAGGUGAAGAGACCCUGCAAUACUACAAGCAGUCGAAAGAAUUCGCGCUUGAGAGACAUCUGAAGCGAGAAGAGGCUUUGCGGGCAGGCGCCAAAGCAGUCAAAAAAUUCCAAAAUAAGGGCAAGGGCAAGACAGAGGAAGAGGAUGUGUAUUUGAGGUCCGAUGUCUUGAACGUCAAGAGUGCAGAAACCUGGCACAAGCAGGGAAGGGCCCCUCUGGAUGGGGAAGAGCCUCUUAAGCGAGUGCCAUAUCGCGCUGCAACCACCAAUCGCAGACGUGAACUCCUGGAGGCAGAGGCAGCAACAGGACAAAAAGUCCUCCAGGGCCUAUACAGUUACGACCAGACCGACUGGAUCAUACCGGAGCCCAUCAAAGAUGGUGUCAUUCCCAGGAAUGAAUACGGAAACAUUGACUUAUUUGCCGAGCACAUGUGCCCAGAGGGUGCUGUUCAUGUGCCUUUCAAAGGAACUGUCCGAGUAUGCAAGAAACUAGGAAUCAACUACGCCGAAGCCGUGGUGGGUUUCGAAUUUGGACACCGCAUGGCAGUACCAGUAAUUCAAGGCGUCGUCAUUGCAGAAGAAAACCACGACAUGGUAAUGGAGCAGCUUCAGCAAGAUGAGGCCGAACGAGCGCGGAAAGAAGACGAGAAGCGGCGAAAAGCUGCGUUGGGGCAAUGGCGCAAGUUUAUCAUGGGCAUGCGCAUCGUCCAGAGAAUUCGCCAAGAAUACGGCGAGAUUGACGACAAAAUGUCCGUCUUUGGCCACAGCAGCAAGACAGGUCCCGCCGGCGCACCAGAGCCUCCCGUGAUGGACAACGAUGAGAACAUGGCAGGGGGCUUCUUGCCGGAGGGCUAUGAGGAAGAAGACGAGGGAGAGGGUGGCGACGGCGGCAAGCCAAGUACAUCGCACUUUUUUCCUACUGUUGACGAAAAUGAAGCAGACGAUGACGGUGAUCUGGUCUUGGAGCAUGAGGGCUAA